This is a messenger RNA of Acromyrmex echinatior (Panamanian leafcutter ant), 1744 nucleotides long. Its product is annotated as odorant receptor 13a-like. Gene Ontology annotation, cellular component: plasma membrane. The record is from RefSeq and is a predicted model, not a curated record. Gene Ontology annotation, biological process: sensory perception of smell; detection of chemical stimulus involved in sensory perception of smell. NCBI's taxonomy places the organism in Eukaryota, Metazoa, Arthropoda, Insecta, Hymenoptera, Formicidae. Gene Ontology annotation, molecular function: olfactory receptor activity; odorant binding.
CUUUUAAUACAAUAUAUUUUGUGAAUGCAUCAGAAAGCGACGCCGGGGGCGAACAAAGCAACAAGUUGCACUAUCGAUCAGCAUGAAAUUCCGCUUUCUCGCUCGCAACGUAUUUCCACCCAUGAAUCAAUAAAAUGUAUCAAUUAAAAAAUUACAUUGUAUGUCGCGUAUGAAAAAUGAUUAAUACAGAGCACUUUGUUUGAUUUUGUUUGAUUCAUUGAGUCAACGUAUAGAAACAUUCGCAAUGACGUUAUUGAAGCGACGAGUCCGAUGACACUGGUCAAUCGAUCAAAACAUUUGUGGUGGAUUCUUCUUCUCUCGCGCAGACGCUACAGCGACUAGGAAGCCAGUCUUCAACAGUCGAUUAGUAGCUGUCGUGCCGUCACGUUGAAAUCAUGUGUCGGUCGGUGACUAAAGAUCUUCACGAUCACAGUGUGCAGUUGAAUCGGUGGUUUUUAAAGCCAAUAGGCGCGUGGCCGCAAGAACCCACGACUUCUAACAACGAGAAAGCUGUGUCUCGAAUUUUGAUAUUCAUCUGCUACUUCUUGAUAGCCUUCACCGUGAUACCGUGCGCAUUAAAUGUCUUUUUUGAAGAGAAAGAUAUCGAACUAAAACUAAGAGCAGCCGGUCCGCUGAGCCACUGGUUCAUGGGCGGAUUGAAUUAUUGCUCUUUAUUGCUGCGCAGCGCUGACAUACGUAAGUGCAUGCAACACAUGGAAAUGGAUUGGCGGAUUAUGAAGCAAUCGCGGGAUCGCGAGAUUAUGACGAGAAACGCGAAGCUGGGCCGAUUCGUGGCAGGUUUCUGUGCAAUAUGCAUGCACGGUGGCGUGUUUUCCUACAACAUCGUAUCCGGUAUGACGACAGUGAUGGUGUCGAUCGGUGACAACCAAAGCGUCUCGAUGCUCCAAUUACCUUGUGCCUUUUACAACAAAUUAAUAGAUACCAGAUACAGCCCGGCAAAUGAGAUUGUUCUUAUGACACAGAUGCUGUCAGGUUUCAUAGUGAACUCCACCACUGUCAGCGCUUGCAGUUUAGCUGCGGUUUUCGCUAUACAUGCGUGUGGUCAACUCGAUAUUUUGAUCUUACGUCUAGGCAAGCUCGUCGAAGGUGAAGAUGUGGAAAAACAUGAAUCGGUCCAUAGGAGGCUGGUCAAUAUUGUGGAUCACCAUCUACGUGUUCUAAGAUUUAUAGGGUUCAUCGAAGACGUUAUGCAUCAAAUAUGUCUGGUAGAAUUACUUGGAUGCACAUUUAACUUAUGUAUGCUUGGAUAUUACUCCAUUACGUGGUGGAAUAAGAUUGACAGAAAGGGCAUAGUGGCGUACAUUAUCGUAUACAUAUCCAUGAGUUUUAAUAUUUUUAUAUUUUGCUACAUAGGUGAAAUUUUAACGCAACAGUGUAAAAAAGUUGGCGAAAUAGCAUAUAUGACCGACUGGUAUCAUUUACCUCAUAAAACAGCCAUGAGUUUGAUCCUAAUUAUAUCAAGAUCGAGUGUCGUAAUCAAAAUAACUGCUGGAAAAAUGGUUCAACUUUCUCUCGUAACUUUCAGUGACGUGAGUAUCUUUCUUUCAAUAGAUUUCUCUUUAAAUUUUUUAAAUCAUCUUCGUCAUUUUAGGUUAUCAAAACGUCUCUCGUUUACCUAAAUAUGUUACGAACUGUUACAAUGUGAAUCUGCAUGUGAUCUAGAAGAAUCUCAAUAUUUAUUUACUUGCAUAGUAUUUUUAAAUAAAGACACUUAAAUAACAAA